Messenger RNA from Medicago truncatula (barrel medic), 1168 nucleotides. RefSeq lists its product as uncharacterized. Gene Ontology annotation, biological process: (1->3)-beta-D-glucan biosynthetic process. The coding region runs from base 816 to 1121 and encodes 101 amino acids. The transcript has 5 exons. The record is from RefSeq and is a predicted model, not a curated record. Gene Ontology annotation, cellular component: plasma membrane; 1,3-beta-D-glucan synthase complex. Lineage: Eukaryota; Viridiplantae; Streptophyta; Magnoliopsida; Fabales; Fabaceae. Gene Ontology annotation, molecular function: 1,3-beta-D-glucan synthase activity.
AAUCACUUUUCUCUCUCAUAGAGAUCUAACCACCGUGAUUCAGCAGAACCACCGUCAAGCUUCACCACCAUCGCACACCUUCGACCACCGACACGCUCACACCAUCAACCACCAUCAAGCUUCACCGACGAAUUUGUCAUUCUGUCGAGCUUCUCACGCAUUCUCAACCACCGUCGAACUUCUGUCAGAACCACCGUCAAGCUCCACCGUCACGCAUUCUCAUUCCGUCGAGCUUCUCACGGAACUGAAUCUCACCGUCGAGCUUCACACUUCACUGAUCGAGCUUCACAAAUCCUUUUUCCUCUUUCGCUCACGCAGCUACUUGAUUUGAGCCAUUGCAAAGAUGUAUCUGAAGAAGGUAUUGUUCAUGUUUUAAUGAUAUGUUGUAACAUUAGACAUUUGAAUUUAACUCGUUGUUCAAGACUGAAGCUACAUACAUUGAACUUUGAAGUUCCCAAACUGGAGGUGUUGGACUUGUCAUUUACAAGAGUUGAAUAAAUCACUCUAUUGGAUCUCAAAGAGUUGUAGCGGGCUUUUGCAACUGUCACUUAAAUUUUGUGAAGGUGUCACAGACAAAUGAGUGACGCAUGUGGUUGAAAAAUGCACACAACUGAGAGAGGUCAAUUUGAAGUACUGUGAUAAGGUGCUAAUAAGUCGUUGCCUCGCAGCUCGGUAUCGUUUUUAAUCUCAAAGAGCGGAGACUCUUAUCACAUCAAGGAUGUCUUGUUUGCUAUGAAGUUUGAAUUGUGAAUUUAUAAUGUUUUUUGUUUUCAGAUUUACUUCUAUGAGAAAUUAGAAAUUAGAAGUAAUGGCUAAUGGGGAAACCUGUUAGUGAAACAUUGUCAUUCAGUGUUUUCACUCCAUACUAUAGUGAAACUGUGCUUUAUAGUACAUCUGAAUUGCAAAAGGAGAAUGAAGAUGGAAUAUCUACUCUAUUCUAUCUUCAAAAGAUAUUUCCAGAAUUGAACUUUGCUCUCUUCACUCAGAAAAACACUAAUACAAUGUUAUAUUUCGGAAUUUUUAAGGGAACCAUGACAACGACACAGUCCUAUUCGAAUGAAACAAGACGCAAAUGUUCAAACAUAUUUCAGAGUCUCUUCCACUCAUCUACGAUUCAUUAAAGGUAUUUUAUCUUUGUUACAAUGUUAAUUAUGAGGUAUUUUAUUUU